CGACCUCAUUGGACCAACUGUACAAACAUCAGCGUCGGAGCCAUACCCUCUAAAUAUCUUUGCCUGGUCAAAAAUCAAAGGAAAAAGCUUUUUUCCUCGCCGUAUUCCAAACUUCACGUGGUUGACGCAAAGACUUUCUAUCAAAAUCCGUACAAGUCGUCCAUUCUUUAAGGAUCAAAAUUCUCUGGUUUUUGUUUUUUUGUUCUAAUCAAAAUUGGGGCAUGGCGAAACCGAGUGAAAAUGGGUCUCAGUCAAUAGCACCUUUUCUUAAAAAAUGUUAUGAAAUGGUAGAUGAUGAGGCUACGGAUUCAUUAAUUUCAUGGAGCCAAAACAAUGAUAGUUUUAUAAUUUGGGACAUGACUGAAUUUUCUGUUCAAUUGCUUCCUAAGUACUUCAAGCACAGCAAUUUCUCUUCUUUCAUCAGGCAACUCAAUAUUUAUGGUUUUAGAAAAAUUGAGACAGAUCGUUGGGAAUUCGCAAAUGAUGGAUUUAUCAGAGGUCAAAAGGACUUGCUGAAGAAUAUUGCUAGACGGAAACACUCCCAGGGAUCUGAGCAGCGUAAAUCACUGCAGCAGCAGCAGCCACCACAGCAACAGGAGAACUCUGUUGGAUCAUGUGAAAACAAUGAAAAUAUUGGCCUGUGGAACGAAGUUGAGAAAUUGAAGACUGAUAAAAAUGCUCUUAUGCAGGAGUUGCUUAAACUUAGACAGUGCCAGGAGACUGCAGACAACAAGGUGCUUCUCUUGAAGGAUCGUCUUCAAGGAAUGGAGAAAAGUCAGCAGCAAUUGUUGUCAUUCUUGAUAAUGGCCAUGCAAAGUCCUGGCUUUUUGGUCCAACUGAUUAAACCAAAAGAAAAUAAUUGGCGUGUGGCUGAGGCAAGCAAUAUGCUAGAACAAGUUGGAGACGAUGGCGAAUCAGUGGCUUCUGAUCAUAUGAUAGUUAGGUAUCAGCCUCCUAUGGAUGGAACAACAAAGCCAGUUCUCACACCAAUGGUAGAUUCUGAAAAUCCUCAUGAAUCUGAUAAUUCUUCAGAUGGAAUGAAAGAUUUUUGGAUGAAUAUUGAUUUUGUGAAAGUGCUUAUGGAUGAAAGUCAUACACCUUGCAUUCCACCGGAUUUACAUGAUGAUGGUGCAUGGGAAAAGCUUCUUUUAGGUAAUGCUUUUCUAGAGAAUAAUGAUGAUGGAAAUCAAGAUAAAGAAGGGCCCAUCAACUCUGGUAUGGAACUGGAGGUAACAGGUUCUGGAACCCAUUUAGAAAAAUCUCGUAGUUUUGAACUUUUACUACAAAAUAUGGGGAAAUCACAAAACCUGGAGAUUGAACCACUGGUAAAUGGAUCACGGUUGGAGAAAUCUCAGAACUUGGAACUUCUAACCGAACAAAUGGGACAUUUUGACUUCCAAAAGUACUAAACUACAUGGAAGUUCAUAGAAAGGUACUUGGAAAUUUUUGUGCAGAAUGCAUGUCCUGUUAUCUCCUCACAUUCAUGUUUCCUCUCUUAACUUUUAUCCAAUUUAUGUAUAAUUUUCUAUAAAUUUCUUUUCUUCUUUUCCAUUUACACUAUAUCUAAAUGCUGGCAGCACGUUCUUCAUGAAACAGCUGCCUAGAAAUUUAUGCAAUUUUAAUACAACUAGUGACUAGUGGAGGAUGAUAUGGUAGUUUAACUUUGUUUAUGCAAAGUCGCUAUAAUGCUCUACCCGUGUCUAUGCCAAGUAACUGUUUAUGCCAGGGCAAUUUGUACACUUGCAUAUGCAAGAACGAUUCUGCUGUUCUUGGUGCUGAGAUCUCUCUCUUUUGCUGUGGACAUCCAUGCAUGCAG
This is a messenger RNA of Durio zibethinus, 1816 nucleotides long. Its product is annotated as heat stress transcription factor A-8. NCBI's taxonomy places the organism in Eukaryota, Viridiplantae, Streptophyta, Magnoliopsida, Malvales, Malvaceae. The record is from RefSeq and is a predicted model, not a curated record. Gene Ontology annotation, cellular component: nucleus. Gene Ontology annotation, molecular function: DNA-binding transcription factor activity; RNA polymerase II cis-regulatory region sequence-specific DNA binding. Gene Ontology annotation, biological process: cellular response to heat; regulation of transcription by RNA polymerase II.